Molecule: messenger RNA, 446 nt
Organism: Nicrophorus vespilloides
Lineage: Eukaryota; Metazoa; Arthropoda; Insecta; Coleoptera; Silphidae
Product: locomotion-related protein Hikaru genki-like
Exons: 3
Source: RefSeq, a predicted model, not a curated record
AUAACGGCCGUUUCCAUCCUCUCUUCCGCAGCUGCAAACUCGAAUACAUCAACCCACAUCUCUUGGUUACCUUCAGGAACGUCUCGAUACCCUCGGCCGGCUGGGUCUUUCCCCAUGGGUCCAAACUGCACAUCCGAUGCCGAGAGGUGGGCUUGUACAAGCUCCUCGGUUUCGCGACUCCGCAAUGCCAGAACGGCCUAUGGUCUGCGAAGCUUCCAUCCUGCGUCCCAACAACAAUGCUCACCAACUUCACAGAGGAUUCGCCGCCUACGAUCCUGAUAAGGAUCCCGUCUGGGUCCGCUUCGGUGGAGCCUGGAGGUGAGCUGGCCGUCUUUCCAGGAUCUACCCUUCAUCUGGAAUGUCUCUUCUCCAGGAGGCUGGGAUCUCCGGACUGGACUUGGACUUCGCCACUAGGACAGUAUCUCACAGGUCAGACUCCAACUUAA